This is a messenger RNA of Sitodiplosis mosellana (orange wheat blossom midge), 1063 nucleotides long. It is a transcript of the gene endos, whose product is annotated as cAMP-regulated phosphoprotein 19. Gene Ontology annotation, cellular component: cytoplasm. Lineage: Eukaryota; Metazoa; Arthropoda; Insecta; Diptera; Cecidomyiidae. The transcript has 2 exons. The record is from RefSeq and is a predicted model, not a curated record. Gene Ontology annotation, molecular function: protein phosphatase inhibitor activity. The coding region runs from base 212 to 586 and encodes 124 amino acids.
AAUUUACUUGUAAUGCAGUUUUGACGGCAUUCGCUCUAUUCGCAGUUUCAAUUCAAGAAGCCAUCUUACAUCUAAUAAUAAUAAUAAAGAAAAAAAAAAACACGCAAAUUUCAAACAAAAACAAAUCAGUCGAACGAGAGACACACAUCAGCCAACUGUUAUCGAAUUAAAAAAAAAAAAAAAACAAAACAAAUAAAGCAACAACAACAAAAUGAGCGCCAAUCAAUCAGAAGAAUCAUCAUCAUUUGCUGCACCCGAACCAGUUCCAAAUGCGGCCGAAAUUGAAAAGAUGGAAGAGGAAAAACUCAAAGCCAAAUACAGUACUGGUGGUGGUGUUGGUGGUCCAGGAAUCGGACGGCCUGGUGGUCAUUCCGCAUUUUUGCAAAAGCGUCUAUUGCAAAAAGGUAAAGGUCAAAAGUACUUUGAUUCGGGCGAUUAUCAAAUGGCCAAACAAAAAGGUGGCGGUACAAAAUCAUUAUUUGCCAAUAAACCAAUCGGAGAGGCGAUCCCAACACCCGAAACCGUUCCAGCUAGAAAAACGUCGAUUAUUCAGCAACCAUGCAACAAAUUUCAAACAUCCAGCUAAAUUUUUUAAGCUAAUCUAAUAAUUCUAAAUAGAAAACAACCACAACACACAACAACAACAAAACAACAACAAAAAACAAUAUUUCCCUUUUUUGUCACUUCUAUUUUGUUCCUCUUUUAAAAUAUGAAAGUUAAAUGCAUCCGCAGCACAAGAACAACAAGGGAAAAAAACAAAAAAAGCAAAGUAAAAAAAAAAACAAAAGCAAGAAAAUGAACGAAAUUUCAACAAACAUAGAACAAAACCUAAAUUUAACCCGAGAAAAGUGGAAUUUUUAAGAGAGAAGUGAAUAUGAUUACAUUACAUUUAUAAAUCAAUAUUGUAAUAUUGUUGUUAUUUAUUUUUGUGAUGAUGAUUGGGUGUGAAAAUGAUUAAAUUGUCGAUCUCGUUUCGGUCGCCUUUUAUGUGCAUUUUGUCGCAGUCGAAAUAAUGUUCCAUAGAAGCAUUUCGUACUUUAUAAUAAACAACAUAGAAAUUUGA